Molecule: messenger RNA, 1146 nt
Organism: Symbiodinium sp. CCMP2456
Lineage: Eukaryota; Dinophyceae; Suessiales; Symbiodiniaceae
Source: the annotation of a GenBank genome assembly
AUGCCUGGCUCGGCACCGCCCAAGGAGUUGGGGGAGAACAGAGAGUGGAACGUGGAUCUGAUCCCCAAGUUCAUCAUGGCCUCGGGCGACCUGGUGAAGAUCUUGUUGAAGACGAAGGUUUCGCGAUACUUGGAGUGGAAAUCUUGCGAGGGAACCUACGUCUACCAGUACCAGGAGGCGGGCCUGUUCUCGGGUGCCAAGUACAUCCACAAGGUGCCAGCCACCGCCACAGACGGCUUAAAGUCCCCACUGAUGGGGAUGCUCGAAAAGCCACGCUUCAUCAACUUUGCACAGUUCAUCAUGAACUGGGAGGAUGACAAGCCCGGAACGCACCAGGACAUCGACCCGAGGCGGCACACCAUGGCGCAGGUGUACCAGAAGUUCGGCCUCCAGGAGUCCACCAUUGACUUCAUUGGCCACGCCGUGGCCUUGCACCCCAACGACAGCUACCUGAACGGACCUUGCGGACCAACAAUUCAGAAGUGCAGGCUGUACCUUCAGUCCGUGCUCCAGUACGGAGGCUCACCUUUCAUCUACCCCAUCUACGGGCUUGGCGGCUUGCCAGAGGGCUUCUCCCGCCUUGCGGCCAUCCAUAGGGGAACAUACAUGUUGAACAAGUCAGUGGAUGGCUUUGCGUACGAUGACACGGGCAAGGUGUGCGGUGUUAAGUCAGGAGACGAAGUUGCCAAAUGCAAGAUGGUCAUCUGUGACCCCUCCUAUGCAGAGCCGACGAGGACGGAGGUGAAAGGUCAAGUCAUCCGCGCCAUCUGCAUCCUUGGUGCCCCCAUCCCGGAGACAAAGAACCAGGAGGGGAAGCCAGCCCUGUCGUGCCAGAUCAUCUUCCCGCAAAAGCAGCUGAAGCGUAAGAAUGACGUCUAUGUCAUGAUGGUUUCAUGGGCGCACUGCAUCGCAGCGAAGGAGAAGUACGUGGCCAUUGUGAGCACGGUGGUGGAAACUUCCAACCCGGAGAGAGAGAUCGAGCCUGCCCUGAAGCUCCUGGGGCCCAUCCAGCACAAGUUCGUGCAGAUCAGCGAGAUCCGCGAGCCCGUUACGGACGGCACUGCUGCCCUGCCCUCGGCUCUCAGCUUCUCCCUUCCGCCGUCCGCUCAGCUCACUGCAAGGCAACUUCGCCCCAAAGUCCGUUGA